Messenger RNA from Geodia barretti, 5232 nucleotides. NCBI's taxonomy places the organism in Eukaryota, Metazoa, Porifera, Demospongiae, Tetractinellida, Geodiidae. The record is from the annotation of a GenBank genome assembly.
AGCUUGGAGCUAAAAUGGCCUCCGGCUGACUAAGGUUGUUUCUCGGCCUGUAGCCGUGUCCCGGCGUAGAAGAAAGCUCACCUCGGCACACUCGAGAGAGAAGAACAAAUUCAGGAACUUGACCACCUGGCUCUGUACCGGAAAACCGAGAAAGCCCUUGUCGUAGACUGAAAUCCACUCCCGCGCGCUGCCCUUCCGUUUCCGCUGAGCUGUGCAGUUGUCCGCAAGGAAGAACAGACCUACAGAGCUGAAGGUCUCUUUAUUUGUUUGUGAAGUCGGUGAGAGGAGACGCAGACGAUGGACGGGCGGCGCUACCUGCUGAAGGCGCAGUUGGAGAAGGAACGGCUGGAGUUGGAGAGAAAGAGGGAGGAAGAGGAGGCGCGGAGGAAGAAAGAGCUCGCUGGCGUGCACGAGUCAAGAUCUAUGGACGUCCCCUCUCCUCAGGGGAAGCCCCCUGCCGUUACUGUGGAGGUUCCAGCAGAUAUUAUGCAGGUGGGCCUCCCUAGCAACAGAGAGGGAAGUGUGGAAUGCAGUAUGGAUUGUGUAAUGGAAAGAGAGAUGUCUGUAUUAUCUGUGUGCAGGUCCGCAGCCAACUUGCUCAUCCAACCAACUACCACGUGUCGGCCAUACAGAAGAGACAAGUGUCGCAGUAUUUGUCAUCGCAGAGUCCUCACUUUGCCUCUCAUAGCGCUCCCACACAACCUAACGCAGGAUUUGGCCACUCCCACAUGGCUGGCAACAUGGCUUCUUUCAGUGUCCGCAAAGACCCUAUGCUCAGCGGGGUGCCGAGUGCAUCGCCACAGCAACGGAGCCCCGUCGGAACGUACGAUGGAGGACAACUCAACGUUGGAGGUUCCCCGAGCCACGCGGGGAUGCUCCUUGCCGGCUCUCCCUCUGGAGUGUUUGUUGGCGGGCCGCAGAACCUGGCUCUGAAACCAGAGAGUCCCACAAUGAUGGCCACCGAGACCCCAGAGAAUAUCCAAGACCAGAUCAUUGAAGACAUCAUGAGCCUCGAGGAAAAGUUUGGAGAUCCUUUGACGGCAGCUGACAUGCAAUUCCUCGACACCUCCCUUAUGGCUCCUCAGACAUUGCCUCCUCCGAAUCUGUUUGAUUCGUAUGGAAUGAUGGGCGGGGCAGGAGGCGGAGCCAACAUGGGGCAGACUGGAAUGAUUAGCGGAUCACCAAACCCUCCAAUGAUGAUGCCUCAGAUGUCAGCCUCUUGUCCCAACAAUGUGCAAGACGACCACACCGGAAUGCAUGGUCCAAUGGACAUGAAACUGGUUGAGAAAGAACGUCAGAAGAAAAACAACCACAACAUGAUUGAGCGUCGACGAAGGUUCAACAUCAAUGACAGAAUAAAGGAACUGGGGAUGUUACUACCAACCUCAGACCAAGAUUUCAGACAGAACAAAGGAACCAUUCUGAAGGCGAGUGUGGACUACAUCAGGAGACUCCAGAGAGACAUGGAUAAAUCCCGAGUGAUGGACGCCAAGCAGCGGCAGCUCGAGGAGGCCAACAAGAAGAUGAGACUGAGGAUCCAGGAACUAGAGCUGACUGCACGAGCUCAUGGGAUCCCCACACCUUCCCUCAACCCUGAGACUCACCAACUGGCUGUGGCUGCAGACCAGAGCCUUGGCGCAAUCACGCCCCGCAGCAGGACGCCCACCAGUGCCUGUGUCACUCCGUUCAGAGAAGAGGAACUGGCUGAUCUCCUAAGAACCAGCCCCUCCAUCGACUUCUCAAGACUCAACAUCAAACAGGAGUCGCUGGACUCUCCGUCUGCAGCCACUGACAACUCGACCCAGUCUCCCCUGAAGUCCACUCCCUCCCCACACCCCCCUCCCACACAAGGCCACACCCAUCCUACCUCCUCGUCAGGACACAUGUUCAACUUUAGUUUCGCGAGGUCCCCAACCUCAGCCACUGGCCAACCAAUGGACACUGGCAUCAGACUCUUUGACCAAACAUGACCUCUUUCUCUCUCGCGCUCUCUCUCUCUCUCUCCUCCCCCUCUUCAGCUCUCGCUGGUUUUGUAUUGCAGCAGCGCAGAGAGAUUAUAGUGGGAGUGGUUUAUUACGUCAUUGUUUUGAACAUUAUUGCAGCGUACACGCGUACGUUGUUUGGCGGCCAAAGCUUCGGAAAAGAGAAGUUCGGAGGAGAUACAGCCUAAACUAAGGAGACUUGGAGAAGGCGCCAGGACAGACGUAAGGCUUUGCAGAAACUUCGUGGAGAUUACUUUCUACGAAAACAAAAUACUGAACUGACUAAAGCUUUGGAACGUGAAGCAGGUUAUCUGCCAGAAACGUGUGAUGGAGUGAGUAAGUCUGUGGACCUGUAGCCACUGGAGAACUUGUCCUAGACUUCCAGAACUGAGGAUAAGGAGCAGGGAUAUCCAGGAGCAGUAGUAGAGUAAGGGAGUCACGUGACACGGGACUGGUGUAGAACGUAGUAGAAUGAAUGGUCAUUGUGGAAACGGAGGGACGAUGGGUUUGAGAGGCGAACUGUUCGGAGAUGUGGGGAGGAAAGAAUGGAGCGAGGAGGCCCUGCGUCGCCUGGUGCACAUCGAGGAGCAUCCGAAUGGAGGAGCCAGUGUUGUACAUGUCUACCAGGACGAGCUUGACCGCCUGUUGCCACGGGAGCAGACCAAGGAUCUUUCUGAGAUCUUUUUCAGAGAGGUGUUCCGGGAGUCGUCCUCCGGUGUGGCUGAUCAUGUGAUGGGUGUGGUCCAUGGGGCAGUUGGCUACCUGCCAGAGAUGGUCCAAUACCUCUCCACCAUGCACCCUGACCUCUCCGUGAAGGCCGGUCACCUGAGGAAGUCUGAGGUGGAAAGUAUGAGAAUGGAGGAGUAUGCAGCAAACGUGGCAUCCACAUACUGCCAGGGAACCUUCAGGACUGGGCCUCUGCAGCAGGUGUCUCUGGUGGGGCAGGUGGCAGAGGAGAGUGGCGGAUUUCUGUCCGACGUUCUCGAUCUGUUGGAAGAGAAUCCUUUCCUAGCGAUGGCGUUGCCAUGGGGAUCACUGUCGGCGCUCGACCUCAAGUCUCGUAGUCAUAGUGACGAUGGUCCGAUACUGUGGGUGAGGCCAGGAGAGCAGCUGGUGCCCACUGCAGACCACAGCAGACAGGGGACCCCCAGGAAGAAGAGAAUACAAGCCAAUGAGCUGCAGAGUCUGUUGUAUGGUCCGAGGAUGAACGAGAAGAGAGAGACGCUGUUCGAGGACAGGACUCACUGCCAUGCUGACUACAUCCAUGCUGGCCACGCCUCUCAAGACACCACCGCUGCCGUUGGUGUCCUCAAGAGAGUUCACCUUGGAGAUGAGAGGGAGGAAUCUCCUCGCUGUGAGUUGAAAGAUGUCAUAUGUUUCCAUGCGGCAGACUUCACUGAGGUUGCUAUGAGACUGCAGCUGGACUUAUACGAACCUCCGAUGUCUCAGUGCCGGCAGUGGGUGGAGGAAGCCAAAUUGAACCAAUUACGCAGAGACGGCAUCCGCUACGCUCACUUUCGUCUCCAUGAUGGUGACAUCUACUUCGUUCCUCGUAAUAUCAUACACCAGUUCCGAACGGUGUCUGCAAGUACCAGCAUCGCCUGGCAUCUUCGCCUUCGUCAGUAUAGUUCUUCAUCUCCCACACAGGAGGUGGUGGGUGUGAAAGAAGAGGACGAGGAGAAGGAGAGGAAUGAAGGGGGAGGGGGAGGGUCGAGCAGUGGAGCCGAGGAGAUGAACCGUCUGAGAGACGCAGAUCACAUCUCAUUCUCCUACUCUUCCGAUGAGGACUUUCUCCCACACCACAUAACCACACCCACUGGGCCCAACAAAAAGCCCCACAAUGAUACCGAAGAGGAGACGAAGCCAUACAAUGGGUGGCCUGGUCGAGAUUUGACCUCUGACCUUGAGGUAGAGCGCGAGAAGAGACGAUCAGACUCUCUCAGUCUGGAUCAGAGAAGACGUAGACUCUGCUCUAUCACUCCUCGUGCCCCACUGGCCACACCCACCCUGACCACACCCCCUUCAUCAACUGGCAACAGCGAGUUGCCAAGGCAACCAGUAUCACCAGGGUUACCACAACGAUCAUCACACUCCCCAUCGCGCAAAUUUCACAGUUCGUCUCUUUCAGAGUCACAGACUAAUUCUUCUGCCCCACAUUCCAAAAGUCUUUCCCCUGGUCCACAAUCCAGAAAAACCCAUUCCCCCAUUCACAGUCCAUGGGUGGAUGAUGACUUUAGUGAUAGUGACAGUAGUUCAGAAACCUGGCAACCAACCGGAGGUGACGUACAGAGGAGGAAGAGGAGAGAACACAAGGAGAGCAAGAGGAAGAGGGAGAGGAAGGAGGGAAAGAGAGAAAAACUGAAGAACUCACACUCAGUGGGGCCAGGGAGACCAGCCAAAAUGGAAAGACAAACAGAACUGAGAGAAUCGUCAGACGAAGACGAGCAGAUUCUCAGACAACUGAAGAGAAAAGUGCAGGAGGCAACGGAGCAGGGCAAAAUGACAUCACAUGAUGUCACAGAGAGCGAGGGCGAAGGAGGGAAGGGAAAUGAUUCUGACGAGGUAAAGGGGAAGUCCCUGGAGGAAGAGCUGGCAAUUACAUCAUCAAGUGAAAGCGACAAUGGGAAAGAGGAGAGGGAGUUGGGGGAGGUGGGGGUGGGGGGUAAGGCCCGCUCCAAGAGGCAACUUCUGUCUUCAUCAGAAAGUGAUUCUGAUUGUCAGGAUAGCAGACAGAGGGCUACUAAACCUAAUAAACCUGCUGAGCGUAGCCGCGUUCCACAGAAGUCUUCAGAUCCUGUGCCUCCAUCCUCCAGAUCAGUAAAGUCAGCGCUGAAGAGAAGUCCACCACAAACCACACCCACUUCCUCUCCGGCGAAGAAGCUUCGACUUGUGGACAUUGACUUCACUGGAGGCAGAAUGAAACUACCUCCCUCAAGACCCCAGCCCCGUCCCAGUCCCAGCAAGUCCCGGUUCAAUUCCGACAGGGCUGGAAUGGGGACUCAGAGAAAGCUGGCACCAGUUCCAGCUAAUGCCAGCAAUAUCCUGAAGUCCAAGCCACUCCCCCGACCACACCCAUCAAUCAAGAGACCGUCCCGCGACAAGCGAGCUCCACCAGCCAGCAAAGACGCAGUUCUUGCAGCCAAAUUCCCUCAGAAAAGGAAACUCCUAGACGCACCUCCUGCGGCACACAAAAACAGCAAACUCAAACAUUCCACCCUUAGACACUUGUAGCCACACCCAUUUUCUCAAA